Molecule: messenger RNA, 643 nt
Organism: Nestor notabilis (Kea)
Lineage: Eukaryota; Metazoa; Chordata; Aves; Psittaciformes; Psittacidae
Gene: PNPLA1
Product: patatin-like phospholipase domain containing 1
Exons: 5
Biological process (GO): lipid homeostasis; triglyceride catabolic process
Cellular component (GO): lipid droplet; membrane; cytoplasm
Molecular function (GO): triacylglycerol lipase activity
Source: RefSeq, a predicted model, not a curated record
UACUUUGCUAAUCUAUGAAGCUGGAGUGGUGGCUGCUUUGAAGAAAUUGUCACCCAACAUACUGGAAUCUGCAUCCAAGGUCUAUGGGUCUUCUUCAGGGUCACUUAUAGCUACCUUUGGGUUGUGUGGCUGUGAUAUAGGAAGAGUCCUUAAUAUCACAAAGGAUGUUUUAAACCACUGCCUGCCCCCCAACGCGCACCAGCUCGUGGCUGGGAAGCUGCACAUCAUCGUCACCCGCGUGCGCGACUGCAGGAGCGUGACAGUUUCAGAGUUUGCCUCCAAGGAGGAACUGAUCCAGGCCCUGAUGUGCAGCUGCUUCAUCCCUCUGUAUUUUGGACUUUUACCUCCUAUGUACCGUGGGGUGCGUUACGUGGACGGGGAGGUCGGGAUGUGGCGCGCCAGCUUCGUGUCCCGCACAACCAUCACCGUGUCUGCCUUCGCCGGCGAAUACGACAUCUGUCCCAGGGACUGCGCCGCUGCCUUCCUCACCUUACAGCUCUCUGACUGCAUUUUGCAGAUCUCAAAAAGAAACUUCUACCGUUUAAUGUGUAUUUUCUACCUUCCUGAGUUUCAAGUUCUGGAGCAGUAUUAUGCCUGUGGCUACCAGGACACGGUCUCCUUCCUAAAAAGACUGAGUAAGUGA